This is a messenger RNA of Sphenostylis stenocarpa, 2529 nucleotides long. The record is from the annotation of a GenBank genome assembly. NCBI's taxonomy places the organism in Eukaryota, Viridiplantae, Streptophyta, Magnoliopsida, Fabales, Fabaceae.
AUGGAACUCAUGAAAUGGGUUCCCUGUGUUGUGGUUGGUGUUUUUCUAGUUUUGGUUAAUGGGUCAUUUGCCUUAUACACUCCUCCUGAUAAUUAUCUAAUUUCAUGUGGUUCUUCUCGAAACAUCACCUUUCAAGGUCGCACUUUUGUUCCCGAUUCACAGCAUUCUUCACUUGUAAUGAAAACUGGAAAUUCUUUUGUUGCAAGUACCAAUUCUAGUGCCCCUUUUCCUAUUUACCAAUCGGCUCGGGUUUUCACCGAAAGAGCUUCUUAUAGGUUUGAGGUGCAGCGAGAAGGUAGGCACUGGGUGAGGCUAUACUUUUCCCCUGUUCCAAACUCCGGUCACAACUUGACUUCAGCUUCUUUAACAGUGGUUACUGAUGAUUUUGUACUCUUGAGCAACUUCACCUUUAGGAAAUACAAUAGUUCUUUUAUGUUCAAGGAGUAUGCAAUCAAUGUUACAUCUGAUACCUUGGUUGUCACCUUCAUUCCUUCGAAUGGUUCGGUAGCCUUUGUCAAUGGAAUAGAAGUUGUGUCAAUGCCGAAUGAGUUGUUUGUUGAUCAGGCGCUGGCUAUUAACCCGCCAGCACCAUUCAAUGGACUUUCUGACCUUGCUUUCGAAACUGUUUAUCGCUUGAACAUGGGGGGUCCUUUGAUUACUGCUGAAAAUGACACCCUGGGUAGGACUUGGCUGAAUGAUAGGAAAUACCUUCAUGUGAACAGCUCGGUCCUUAAUGUGUCGGUGAAUCCUUCGACCAUUAAGUAUCCCGUGGCUGUUAGACCUGAGACGGCCCCAAAUUGGGUCUAUGCCACUGCUGAAGCAAUGGGGGAUGCUAAUGUAAAUGAUCCAAAUUUCAACAUUACUUGGGUCUUCAAUGUGGAUCCAAAUUUCUCCUAUUUCAUCCGGGCGCACUUUUGUGAUAUUAUGAGCAAGUCACUCAACACUUUAGUGUUCAAUGUGUUCAUAAAUUCCGACAUAGCUCUUCAAAGCCUUGAUCUCUCAACCAUAACUAAUGACUUGGCUGUGCCUUAUUACAAGGACUUUGUUGCCAAUGCCUCGGCAGACUCUAACACUUUGACUGUAAGUGUUGGUCCAGAUACUGUGGCUGAUUUCCCAAAUGCGACAAUGAAUGGGUUGGAGAUAAUGAAGAUCAGCAACUCAUUAAAGAGCUUGGAUGGGCUUUAUUCAGUUGACACUCUUCUUCCAAGUUCACAUUCUAAGAAAAGCAUGGUAGGAGUGAUAGUUGGUUCUGCGGUUGGGGCCCUAGCUGCCGUUGCGAUUGUUGGUUUGUGUUAUUGCUGCUUGAUGGGACGCAAAUCAAAGUCAUCCACUCAACAGGGCCAUUCAUGGCUUCCUUUACCCCUUUAUGGAAACUCUCUUACCAUGACGAAAAAUUCAACAAUUUCACAGAAGAGUGGAACUGCAAGCUGCAUUUCUUUAGCUUCAUCAAAUCUUGGACGAUUCUUCAGUUUCCAGGAAAUCCUAGACGCUACCAACAAAUUUGAUGAGAAGCUACUUCUUGGUGUUGGUGGUUUUGGAAGGGUUUACAAGGGAACGCUUGAAGAUGGGACCAAUGUAGCUGUUAAAAGGGGUAACCCAAGAUCUGAGCAAGGCCUUGCGGAAUUCCGGACAGAAAUUGAAAUGUUAUCCAAGCUUCGCCAUCGUCAUCUUGUGUCCCUCAUUGGUUACUGUGAUGAGAGGUCAGAAAUGAUUCUUGUCUAUGAAUACAUGGCUAACGGACCCCUCCGGAGUCAUUUGUACGGAACAGACCUGCCACCCCUCUCAUGGAAGCAGCGGCUCGAGAUUUGCAUAGGAGCAGCAAGGGGCCUUCAUUAUCUCCACACCGGUGCAGCUCAAAGCAUAAUUCACCGAGAUGUAAAGACAACAAAUAUCCUCUUAGAUGAGAACUUUGUUGCCAAAGUUGCUGAUUUUGGCCUCUCCAAGACUGGUCCUGCAAUUGAUCAGACCCAUGUAAGCACUGCUGUUAAGGGUAGUUUUGGUUAUCUUGAUCCUGAAUACUUCAGAAGGCAACAGCUUACUGAGAAAUCAGAUGUGUAUUCAUUUGGGGUGGUGUUAAUGGAAGUUUUAUGCACUAGGCCAGCCUUGAACCCUGUCCUUCCAAGGGAGCAGGUUAACAUAGCUGAAUGGGCAAUGACCUGGCAGAAAAAGGGUAUGCUUGAUCAAAUCAUGGAUCAAAAUCUUGUUGGCAAGGUGAAUCCUGCUUCCCUUAAGAAGUUUGGGGAGACAGCCGAGAAGUGCUUGGCUGAGCAUGGUGUGGACCGCCCGUCCAUGGGAGAUGUUUUGUGGAAUCUUGAAUAUGCAUUGCAGCUUCAAGAGACCUCAUCAGCCCUCAUGGAGCCCGAAGAUAACAGCACAAACCACAUCACUGGAAUUCAGUUAACACCCCUAGACCAUUUUGAUAACAGUGUCAGUAUGAUUGAUGGGGGCAACUCUUGCACUGAUGAUGAUGCAGAAGAUGCUGCUACAAGUGCAGUGUUCUCACAAUUGGUAAAUCCUCGCGGAAGAUAA